AUGACGCCAACCGAGUUUGAUAACAACACCAUGCGAAAACAAAUGCAUGGAUCGAAAUUCUUUGUAGAUAACACCCACGUGAUCAUCGCUGGUGUGACGUCUAUCCAACAUCGUAAUCGAAGCCCUCCAACGCGUGGAAGAAAUUUUCUCUUUCUCCUUGGCCACCUGGAAAAUCCAAUCAAGUGUUGGACCAUCAUGGAAUUGUCUAAGAAAUCGAAAGAUGAUCCUGCUCGCCAACAGGAAUUACUCAUGCAAAUCAAGGCAAAACGAAGACUGGAUAUGGAUCAGACGUUGAACAAAAACAAUCAAAAUGUCUUUAAAACUCCUACCUCAAGCGGACGAGGUAGAAGGAGAGGCAGGAAAGCAUCAACUGUGAAAGCUGCACCUGUGAAAACCACUACUCCACCAAGUGAAAGCAAACGUUAUGAUACUUCACUGGGAUUGUUAACUAAAAAAUUCGUAGUCUUACUGCGGGAAGCUCGAGAUGGCGUUCUCAAUCUUAAUAAUGCCGCUGAUAAUUUAACUGUACAGAAACGUCGAAUCUAUGACAUAACAAAUGUCUUGGAAGGAGUAGGGUUGAUUGAAAAGAAAUCCAAAAAUAAUGUUCAAUGGAAGGGAUUUCAGUCAUGGAAAUGUGGUAAAAUCAACAUUCCUGCAAACUCUGCUAAUGAGACUGGUUUAAAAAAUCUUCACACAGCAGACGAUUUCCGAUGUCAGAUUAAAAAAUUACGUGAAGACGAGAAAACAUUAGAUUCCAUGAUUGCUAAACUAGAAGAAGAAAAUAAAGCUUGUAAAAUAUCUGAUGAAGCGUUAAAGUAUGCAUAUGUUACUUACAAUGACAUCACAAGCAUCAAGGAUUUUAGUAAUCAAACUAUUAUUGCGAUAAAAGCAUCCAAGGAUACUCUAUUAGAAACAACAGAGGAUAGACAAGUCUGGUUAAAAAGUAAUACUGCACCUAUUGAUGUAUACUUAUGCUCAGAUGGUAGCCAAAGCUGUGGCGAAGUAGGCCAACAAUACAAUCAAUCUAAUGAUCAUCUUACAACCUUUUCUAAUGCGUUUGAAUUUCUGACAUCAAGUGAUGACAGCAAUGAUUCGUCAGCUUUAGUAUCGGACAGCAAUCAAAGUAAUAGUAAUCAUGAUAUGGAUUACUACGACUAUGGUGCCAACACGGAUGCAAUAUCUAAAGAUAGAAUGCUAACAUCGGUAGCAUCUGAGCACAAUAUCAGUAUGGGAAUUCCACCAACUUUACAUGGAAGUAUAACAGCACCUCCUCUUACUAGUUAUGGCAAUAAUCCUAACUUAUGUGAUCAAUUAGAUGUUAAUAACCAUGGCUUGAGCAGGUGUCUAUAUGAAUCAGAAAUAAAUAAUUACCAAUCUGAUUUGUCUUUCUGUACACUUGACCAUCCAAACGAAUUUACAACCCGCGCUAGUGACUAUUUGUACUCACUUAGUGAAAAUGAGGGUAUUGCGGAUCUAUUUGAUUGUGGUGAUAUUGUUGGUAGCUUAUAA
Messenger RNA from Trichoplax adhaerens, 1509 nucleotides. RefSeq lists its product as uncharacterized. The record is from RefSeq and is a predicted model, not a curated record. Bases 1 to 1509 code for a protein of 502 amino acids. The transcript has 8 exons. Gene Ontology annotation, molecular function: RNA polymerase II cis-regulatory region sequence-specific DNA binding; DNA-binding transcription factor activity, RNA polymerase II-specific; protein dimerization activity. Gene Ontology annotation, biological process: regulation of transcription by RNA polymerase II. Lineage: Eukaryota; Metazoa; Placozoa; Uniplacotomia; Trichoplacea; Trichoplacidae. Gene Ontology annotation, cellular component: RNA polymerase II transcription regulator complex.